UCUCUUCAGUCUGACUGAUCCUGCGGAGACUGUAAGACAUCAGAGGACUCGCGUGCUUCACAUGUUCUCUCCUUCUGCAACUUGUCGCGUGAGGAUUUUUAAAUCCGAAACAGAAAAAUAACCGUUAAGGAUUUAAAUUGUAACGGAAAUCCGGUGGAGGCUGUGAGGGGUGUGGAGAGACCCGCGAUGUUUAACUGAGCACAGCUUCAGAGGUCUUGUGGAGUCCGUGCUUCGACGAGUCAGAGCUGUUUUGGCAGUACAAAAGGGACCUACACAAUAUUAGGUGUCUGAGGUCACACACUUAUACGCAGCAUGACCAGUCAACCUUCUGUCUGCUCCACUGGCUUCAGCCACGUGUAACCUGGAGCUACAUCCUGCCCAGGAAGCGUGUUGCAUAAAAUGUCAGCGUGCAGUGAGUUUGCAGAGCACGUGUGGAAACCGGGAUCCUGUAAGAACUGCUUCCACCCACGUAGUGCCCACGCCAACGCUAAAGGCAGGAAGAGCUUGUGCGGGGACCAAGAGGAGGAUGAAGGCACCUCAGUUUCGCCCUAUAUCAAGCCCACUAUUGCGGUCAAGCCCACCAUGAUGAAUUUGGACACCACUGAGAUGGCAGCAGAGUUUACCAUGAACGCACAGCAGGCCCAUAAGAGCCCGACUGGACUGAAGAACAUUCUGGAUCUGUCAUCGCAUUACAUCGACAGUAACGGCUGCAGUAAAGCUCUGAAGGAUGUGGUACUGCAGAAUGGCAUUUCCACAAAGCUGGAUUAUUCAAGCAGGACUCCUGUGUCUCCUAAAGCCCCGCCCACCACAGGCUGUGUGUUUAUCGUGCAGGAGGAAUGCCGCAAUCCUAUUGGUCUAAAAGAGAACUUAAGUCCACAGUUGGCCAAAACACCCAAGUGCACUUACAUCACUUCCUGUGAUUCACUUUUACAUAAUCAUAAACAGGAAGUGCAGGUGAAAACAAACACAGCUACAGGAAGCAUAAACGGGACUGUUAAUGGUGCAUCCACAGAGAUACUCAGUGUUUUUUCAUCACCCGCGGCAACCCCGGAAUCCCUUAAUAAUGCCAGUCUGUCGGAUUUGUUUUCACAUUGCAGCAGUACAGACUCGCUGACUGGCCUGGCCACGAUUCAGUCAGAGCCCGUCUAUGCUGAGAGCUCAAAGCGGAAAUGCCGUCCUCGCCGAAAUGCUGAGGUCAUCACCGAGGUCAGCGACGAUGGGGAAGGUCAAAGGGCGACCAUCACUGUCAUGGCCGCCCACACGGAGAAGAACAACUGCACCUUUUACCUGAGCAGCCCCGAUUCUGCCGUUAGCACUCAGUGGCUCCGUUUCAGCCCCAGGACCCCUGAUGACCCCUCCAGCCCUGUCUUCAACUGGCCAUCUUCCCCUGUCGUCAUGGGAACGACCCCAGUGUCCACAGGCCUGUCCAUGCAGACCAAAGCAAGCCCACCCAUUCCGCCCAAAAGAAGCUCACGUUCUCCAAAACUCGGCACGUCCAGUUUGUCUCCUCUUCCUGAGCUUAACUUCCACGUGACCCCGCCCUUAAAACUGUCUCAGGGUGACGCCCACUCCUCCUGUCCAGUGCUGAGCAGCUUGUGGAGUUCAGAGCCUCGAGCUGAGGAGGAGAAAAGGGAGGAGGAGGAGGAGGAGGAGAAUAAAACAGAAAGAGAAUGGAAGGACAAGUGUGACUCUACGCCUGGCACUGAUGAGAGAAACAACAGUCCCAGUGAGAACGAAGGCGAGAUGAAGUCUGACAGCAGCAGCAGUGAGCCCAGACCUCCACUGCCUCCACCCAAAAAACACCACCGCUCGUGUGUUAAGCUCAGCGUGAGCAGUAUGGAAUUGGAUCAGCGAGGAUCAGUGGAGUCACUCCCUCACUCAUUGAAGGAAAUGAGCACAGCCUCUUCAGAUAGCCUGCCGGCUCUGUCCGAUUCUGCUGUUCAGGAGUCGACUCAGCGCUCCUGUCCCGCCCUGUUCCCGAAUCCGAGUCUCUGUCCCCCGCCAUUACCGGAGAAAAAGCUCCUGAGCCGCACCACCUCCUCUGACACCGAGACGAAGGUCAAAGGACACGCUGUCACUUCCUGUUCGUCUCCUCAGCUCUCAUAUUCAUCCUCGACGUCUCUGCAGACACUCCUGAGCAGCGGGGCAAGUCGGGAGUGUGUGUACGCACGGUUGGGUGGACUGUACGGCGAAUGUGUGCGCCGUUUGUCGCUGAAGUGUGAGGAGCGUUUCACACACACUCAGAAACACACACACCGCUUCUUCAACGAGCACGAGUGGAGUCUGUUCAAACUGAGCUGCAGCCGCGCCGUGUGUGUGACCAGGGACGCCGCAUACUACCCCGCCUCCUGCUCCUCUGACACACACACACCCUACGCUGUCAAGAUCUGUAAAGGCCAUACCCAGGAAGUGAGGCGGUCUCACCUGUUUGGUCUGUCUGUGCAGCAGUCGAUCCCACCCCACUUUAACCUGCAGCAGGACUGUGGUCACUUCAUCGCGUGCGUCCCUCUGAGCAUGCUCCCUGGCCAGGAAGAGACUCUAGUCCCACCUUCUUCCCCACCAGGCCCCACCCCUUCGGAUCAACAGGAGCGUGUGGUGGUGAUCACACGUGACGUGCCGAGUCAGAGUGUUGCAGACUUUGUGAGCGAGUAUCAGUCGUUCCAUCGUUCUCAUCCCGAGGUGUAUGAGCGGCGCGUGUGUUUCCUUCUGUUGCAGCUCUGUAAUGCUCUCGAGCACCUUAAAUCUCACGGCGUCACUCACCGCGACCUCUGCCUCGAAAACAUGCUCCUUGUGCCCCAGAGACGACCUCCGAACUCUGACCCCACCCCUCACGAGCCUUUACCUCGACUCCUAAUUAGCAACUUCUCCAAAGCGAAGCGGCGCUGUGAGACGGACGAGAAGCAGCGGUCUGAGCUGACCCGCAUGGCGCCCGAGAUCGUCUCUGCCUCUCAGUACCGCAAGGUCGACGAGUUCCAGACGGGUAUACUGAUCUACGAGAUGCUGCACCUGCCCAAUCCUUUCGAAUCCGUCCCAUCACUCCGAAACCGUCAUUACCGCAUCGAGGAGCUCCCCUCCAUCCCAUCCGUUUCCAUCUACUCAUCCGGACUGGAGCGCCUCGCCCGUCUCCUGUUGCGUCCCGACCCGGACGAGAGGAUCCAUAUUGUAGAGGCUAAGCGCGGCCUGCAGAGUCUGCUGUGGGGGCCGCGCCGGGAGCUCCUCGACCGCGUCUCUACUGACAACAGGAAGGACAAGGACCACGACACGCUGUUGAACUGGCUGGAUGUGAAGCGUGCGCUGCUCAUGAUGAAGUUUGCCGAGCGCUCGCUGGAACCCGAGAAGAGCACGGAGCUUGAGGACUGGCUCUGCUGUCAGUAUUUCUCCAGCACACACACACCGUCCCUGUUGCACACUGCCCAGAUGAUGCACAUCAUCAAACCCUCACAGUGAGUGAGUGCGCGAGUGAGUGCUCGAGUGAGUGCUACAUUCAAGUAUUGUCUGCAUCCCUUUCUCCAUUCCUGCUGUUUUUAAGGUCUUAUAGUUGUGAAACAGCGAGACAUACACGUGUCUGCUUUGAGCACAUUAUUCAUGAUGGUGCACUUUGUUUCAUAGGUUUCAGCACUCCUGCUGGGUUUUAAACACAUCUUAAAAUCGUUCUCACUGCCACAGAGAGACCGCUGUCCUCCUGAGUGUGUGUGUGUGAUUUUCCACGUGCGCUCGGUCAGCAGAAAUGCCUCAGUAAAGACAGAGAGGGACUUACAGCUGUGUGCUGAUAUUAAGUCUCUAUUACUGUUGUGGUGAGACAUUUCAUGUGCAUUUCUAUACAUUUCAGCACUGACAUUACCUCAUAUUGUCUAGUGUUACUGUAAGAAUCAUUAUUCAGUUGCUAACUUAAGCCUCUGCUGUUGGAUACAGUAGUGCACACUCCUUCACCUGCCUAUGGCUGUAAUAUAGACAUACCAUGCAGUUAUACCAUUUUUUUUGUUAUUAACAUUUAACACUGAGAUCCUGAACUCUUUAUUUGCCGAUGACCCUUAAAAAUGCAUAUAUUAAUAGACAAUGUGCAGAUUGGUUGCUAGAAAACACUGAGCACCAAUCAGAGUUGAGAUUUGCUGUACCGAGUCACACAGUGAAACGCUUUGAUUCCUCGAACAUGAUGUUCAUGCCAUAUCUGAUCAUAUUUAAAUAACAUUGCAGGGUUUACAACAACAAUAAUAAUAGAUGUCUGUAGUCUAAAGGCAGUCUUUAUACACUGUGCUGUGGUGUGUUCAGACUGUUAAAAAAAAAAUUAAUAAAUAAAAAAAGAAUUAAAAAUGUAUCAAACUUGAUUAUCUCCAGAAAGAGUGAAACUGAAAUUUUACUCAUUUAUACAUGUGUAUGGAAACUGUGUGAAGCAGGUUUUAAUGAGCAUUAGUCUGAUCUCUGAAAUGCCUGUUUGUUUGUCUAUGAUUAGCCAGCGUGUACGGUGUUUGUUUGUUUUUUUUACAGCUGAUAUUCGAUGCGAAAAUCACUGUAGUGAUGCUGUGAGUUGAAAACGACGCUCUGAAUAUUAUCGCCUGUAAUGAACCUGCUGGAAAUUCAUCAAUAAACUGUAAAUAUCUUUUCAGAA
Messenger RNA from Ictalurus punctatus (channel catfish), 4606 nucleotides. RefSeq names its product inactive tyrosine-protein kinase PRAG1. The transcript is spliced from 8 exons. NCBI's taxonomy places the organism in Eukaryota, Metazoa, Chordata, Actinopteri, Siluriformes, Ictaluridae. The record is from RefSeq and is a predicted model, not a curated record. Gene Ontology annotation, biological process: protein phosphorylation. Gene Ontology annotation, molecular function: protein kinase activity; ATP binding. Bases 400 to 3447 code for a protein of 1015 amino acids.